AUGUCGAAGUCUGUUGGUUAUGAUGCGAGAGAAAGUCUCAAUGUCAUCGCUACUAUGGGAAAGCAUGUCUCGAGGACGGAGAGCAAAAAGGGGAAGAUAAAAGCCAAGAAAGGUGGAAUAGGAGAUGCACAGAAGAACAGAGUGAAGAGAAGAGCCAAAGAUCGAAAAUCAUCAUCUUCUCGGAAAACAUCAUCUCCAUCCCCGAAAUGCCCAGUGUCGGAUCAGCAGGAAGUACUAGAGGAUAGCAGCAACACCGAACCGGAACUUAUCCUCGACCCAACACAGCCAAGGAUAUUCAUCUCCAGCUCCAUACCCAUACCCGCUAUAUCGAACUUCCUCCCUCCCAUCACAACACUGAAUCAUCAAGUCCAAGAUCAUGACCUCGUUGCUCCUCAGAAUUUGUGCGCUGAUCAUUCACCAAGCUGUAUCUUCCAUCAUCAACAUCAAAAUGAUCAGGCUGGCCUUAGGACGCCUUUCUCAAGUCCAUUCUUGCGCUAUCACUGA
Botrytis fragariae is the source of this 504-nucleotide messenger RNA. RefSeq names its product putative grisea protein. The record is from RefSeq and is a predicted model, not a curated record. Lineage: Eukaryota; Fungi; Ascomycota; Leotiomycetes; Helotiales; Sclerotiniaceae. The transcript has a single exon. The coding region runs from base 1 to 504 and encodes 167 amino acids.